GAUUAGAGGAAGCAAUAUUUCCCUGACCUCCGGAUUGUUACGUCGGACUCCUCGCCUCCAGGUGGCCAGGCUUUCUGAUCUGUUAUUUGAGGAAUACACACAUUUCGAUCAUAGGUGUUUCGUUCCGCGAAGGCAGAGCUCCAUAAUGAUGGAAAUGGAGGUGCCCGUCAUGAAUGUCAGUCAACAGGACAUGGAGCUGAUUGACAUACUGUGGAGGCAGGACAUUGACCUCGGUGCCAGGCGUGAGGUGUUUGACUACAGCCACCGUCAGAAAGAGCAUGAACUGCAGAGGCAGCGGGAGCUGGAGGAAGAGAAGAGGCUGCAGCUGCUCAGGGAGCAGGAGAAGGCCCUGCUGGAGCAGCUACAACUGGAUGAGGAGACGGGCGAGUACAUACCCCGCCCCCCACCGAGCACCCCACUGCAGUCAGCUGCCACACCUCUAGAGGUUACACAGAAUGCCAAUUUUACAGGAGAGGAUGGUGAUGGCAUGUCAUUUGAUGAAUGUUUGCAGCUGCUGGCAGAGACAUUUCCCCUGGUAGAGGCAACUGAGGACACCCCUGUUGGUGUGGACACGACUGUUCCGGCCCCCAGCAACAGUCACAUCAUGAUGUCCCCUGAGCAGCCAGCUUUGCCUCAGACCCCUCUUUCCCCAGAUCCACUAGUACCCCAGAGAACCUCCCUAGAUUUGGAGCAAGCCUGGAUGGAGCUUUUGUCCCUCCCUGAGCUGCAGCAAUGCCUGAACAUGCAAAUGGAGGAUACUCUGGAGACGACUGCAUAUCCUGUUACAAACAGCCCUGAAGUUCAGGAUGCAAACUACAGCUUUUACCCAUUGCCUAAUCUUACAGAUGUGGGGCCAAACAAUGUAGAUGUUUGCCCCCCUGAAAUGCUUCAUGCACUCGACACAUUUCCCAACGUGGCCCCACCAGACAGCCUCAAUCAGAUGACGGCAAAAGCCCUUCAGUUAAAUACCAGCUUCAGUGCAGACAAUUUCUGUGACAUGUUUUACCCCAACCCCAUCCUGAGUACAAAAGAGAGCACUGACAACCCACAUUGCCUAGAGGGGAAUGGAAGCAGCACCUUGUCUGAGGUACCAAACAAACCUGCCUUCCAGCCAAUGGACAUUCACAGCCUUUCACCUGGAGACACAUUUGAGAGAUGCAAACAAGAAGUGAUGGCAGAAUUGCCGGAUUCAGAUUCAGGAAUCUCGUUGAACACAAGUCCAAAUGCUAGUUCACCUGAGAAGUCUGUAAGCGGUGAUGGGUCUUUUGGUUUUAGCGAUUCAGACAUGGACGAACCAGACCUCAACCCUGGUAGUGAAGAAUCUGAUUACUCAGAAAUGUUCUGCUUGAAUUUCCAACCUGAUGAUCUCCAGCCAGCAGCUUCUCUUUUGGCACCCGUUGGUCAGCAACAACAGCAGCAGGAAAAGAAACUCAAACAACCCAGGACGGAGCCAGCAGAGGAGACUGGCCACAACAAAGCUCCCUUCACUAAAGACAAGCAGAGGAAAACCUAUGAGGUGCGUCUCUCCAGAGACGAGCAGAGGGCUAAGGCCCUCCAAAUCCCUUUCACUGUAGACAUGAUUAUCAACCUGCCUGUGGAUGAUUUCAAUGAGAUGUUGUCAAAGCACCAACUUAACGAGGCCCAGCUGGCUCUGGUCCGAGACAUCAGACGCCGCGGGAAGAAUAAAGUAGCCGCCCAAAACUGCCGCAAACGCAAGAUGGAAAACAUAGUGGAGCUGGAGUAUGACCUAGACUCACUGAAGGAGCAGAAGGAGCGUCUGCUGAGAGAAAAGAGCCAAAAUGACAGCAACCUGAGGGAGAUGAAGCUGCAGCUCAACAGCUUGUAUCUGGAGGUAUUCAGUAUGCUGAGAGAUGAGGAGGGCAACUCCUACUCCCCAUCUGACUACUCUCUCCAACAGACGUCUGACGGUAGCGUCUUCCUUGUUCCUCGCACUAAAAAGACACCCGUGAAGAACAAAAACAAGCACUUAUCUUUGUAAUAUGGUACUACACUAUUAUCAUAGUAAUACUAUGCAAUAACUUUGUAGUUGCUCAGCUUUAAGUCUAAGUAGAUCAGCAGAACUAUUAUAUAGUUUUGGCUUACUCCUCUUGAAUGUUGUACUAUUUUUGAUAUUUUACUUCUUUUGUACUGCUUUCUAAUACCCUCAGAUUCCUUUACCAAUAUUGUUUGUAAAUAAGCAUUAUUUGCUAUUGAGAUUGACAAAUGUAUUUUAAUGUAUAUAUCUAUAUAUGUAUAUAUCAUGUUUCAGUAUGCUAAUGACUUUGUUUCAAUCACUGUUACUCCUAUGUCUGUUUUAUAACUUUACCUUUUGAUUUGCUACCCAGUUUUUUUUUGUUUUUUUUUUAAUCCUGACUUCUGUGCUUUUCAAUAAAGUAUCCAUAUAACCA
Myripristis murdjan (pinecone soldierfish) is the source of this 2408-nucleotide messenger RNA. It is a transcript of the gene nfe2l2a, whose product is annotated as nfe2 like bZIP transcription factor 2a. Gene Ontology annotation, cellular component: nucleus. Gene Ontology annotation, molecular function: RNA polymerase II cis-regulatory region sequence-specific DNA binding; DNA-binding transcription factor activity, RNA polymerase II-specific. The transcript is spliced from 5 exons. Bases 146 to 1999 code for a protein of 617 amino acids. Lineage: Eukaryota; Metazoa; Chordata; Actinopteri; Holocentriformes; Holocentridae. The record is from RefSeq and is a predicted model, not a curated record. Gene Ontology annotation, biological process: cellular response to oxidative stress; regulation of transcription by RNA polymerase II.